CACAAGUACCGCCGGGCAAAAUGGAGGAGCGGGAGCUGCGCCUUGGCUGGCGUUGCAGUAGGAGCAGAUAGCAAGAGAGCUAAGCCUCGGCGCUGCACGGUUCCUUCCCCUCCGCGUGUAAAUGACGGGGGGCGCUCAAGCUUCUUCCACCUGCGCUUAUCCUGACAGCGGCUACCCAGCGCGCGUCUCAUUUGCAGAGCGUAGAGAGCGGAGGCUGAAAAAAUAUGAGUGGAGGAUUAGCACCAAGCAAAAGCACAGUUUAUGUAUCUAAUUUGCCCUUUUCAUUGACAAACAAUGACUUAUACAGAAUUUUUUCAAAAUAUGGGAAAGUAGUUAAAGUUACAAUUAUGAAAGACAAAGACACACGAAGAAGUAAAGGUGUUGCAUUUAUUUUGUUCUUGGAUAAAGAGUCAGCACAGAACUGUUCUCGGGCACUUAAUAAUAAACAACUAUUUGGAAGAGUAAUAAAAGCAAGUAUCGCUAUUGAUAAUGGAAGAGCUGCAGAAUUCAUCCGAAGGAGAAAUUACUAUGACAAGUCAAAAUGUUAUGAAUGUGGAGAAAUAGGACAUUUAAGUUAUGCGUGUCCUAAAAACAUGCUAGGAGAGCGUGAACCUCCCAAAAAGAAAGAUAAAAAGAAAAGGAAAAAAGUAAUUGAACAAGAAGAAAUAGAAGAAGAAGAAGAAAGUGAAGAUGAGGGUGAAGAUCCUGCUCUUGACAGUCUCAGUCAAGCUAUAGCUUUCCAGGUACUAACAUAAAUAUUUAUUGCAUUA
Notechis scutatus (mainland tiger snake) is the source of this 770-nucleotide messenger RNA. The record is from RefSeq and is a predicted model, not a curated record. Lineage: Eukaryota; Metazoa; Chordata; Lepidosauria; Squamata; Elapidae.